This is a messenger RNA of Pseudoliparis swirei, 812 nucleotides long. RefSeq names its product SFT2 domain containing 2a (gene sft2d2a). Gene Ontology annotation, cellular component: membrane. NCBI's taxonomy places the organism in Eukaryota, Metazoa, Chordata, Actinopteri, Perciformes, Liparidae. The coding region runs from base 104 to 595 and encodes 163 amino acids. Gene Ontology annotation, biological process: vesicle-mediated transport. The record is from RefSeq and is a predicted model, not a curated record. The transcript has 8 exons.
GGCAGCAGCCACGUGACGCGUCGUUAUCGGUCCGCUCACACCUGUCACCUGGACCCACCAGCCUCACACACACUUGGACCCUAACCCUCCGGAGGACCCGCAGAUGGACAAGCUGAAGUCGGUGUUGAGCGGCGAAGAGGCGCACGCAGAAAACCGGACCAUCGCUCAGACCGUGAACGAAGCCUCGACCCUCGGCUGGGGCACGCGCGUGAAGGGCUUCGUGGCCUGCUUCGUGGUGGGGGGCGUGUGCGCGGUGCUGGGAGUGUGUCUGCUCUUCCUCCCGAAGGUCGGGAUCAUCCUCUUCAUCGUCUUCUACACGUUUGGGAACCUGUGCACUCUGUUCAGCACCAUGUUCCUGAUGGGCCCGAUGAAGCAAGUGAAGAGGAUGUGCGAUAAGACGCGAGCCCUGGCCACCACGCUGAUGAUCACGUGCCUCGUGCUGACCAUGUGCGCCGUCUUCUGGUGGAAGAACUUCGGCCUCGCGCUGCUGUUCGUCAUCCUGCAGGUGUUGUCGUUCGCCUGGUACAGCCUGUCCUACAUCCCGUUUAUAAGGGACGCGAUCAUGAAGAUGGUGUCGGUCUGCAUCAAAGGCUGAUGGGAGGGCUGCUCCUCUUCCUCCUCUUCCUCCUCCUGCUUCAGAGUCUGAGACUUCCUGUUUUAGUUUCUGCUUCAUUCAGUAAGAUGAUUGAUUGUUUGGUAUAUCGAUUUGACUUGUACCAGUUUUAAUGAGCAUGUUUUAUGUGUAAAUAUUUGUACUAAGUGAAUGCAUUCAUAUAUUUUCUAUGUAAAUAAAAACAAGGCCUCACAUCACA